GAAGUAGACGUCAUCAGUGCCAACUGCCAGCCAACUAGUCUCGCUGUGAAGCUGUGCUUUCUAUAGCAAGAAAAGCACUUUUUCUUCGUCCUCUGCACGAUUCUGCACCUUCGUUCUAUUUUUUCUCUUAGGGUACGUUACGGUUCAGCGGCAGAGGAACAAGUUUUGUGUAAUUAUACCAUGCGAACGCUUUUCUGACCCAGCUGCAAUUUUUGCGUUUUCUGGUGGUGGUGAACGAAACAUUAUAAAACUGUUAUUAGUAGAGUCAUUCAGUAGUUAGUACAUAGUGGACGUGACAUUCAUUCAAAUCUACAAAUAUGUUCAUUUGGGACUGGUUUGCAGGAGUUCUGAAUUAUCUUGGUCUGUGGAAAAAGAGUGGCAAACUCUUAUUUCUCGGUUUAGAUAAUGCAGGCAAAACCACAUUACUUCACAUGCUGAAAGAUGAUCGAUUAGCUCAACAUGUGCCUACAUUGCACCCAACAUCAGAAGAACUCUCUAUCGGAAAUAUGAGGUUCACAACAUUCGAUCUUGGAGGACAUCCUCAAGCGAGAAGAGUUUGGAAAGACUAUUUUCCUGCUGUGGAUGCAAUAGUGUUUCUUGUCGAUGCAAGUGACAAAAGUCGAUUACCAGAAUCGAAAGCUGAAUUUGAUGCACUUUUAACUGAUGAACAACUCAGUGCAUGUCCAGUUUUAGUGCUAGGUAAUAAGAUUGAUAAACCAGGUGCAGCAUCAGAGGAUGAACUCAGAAAUUACUUCAAUUUAUUUGGUCAAACAACAGGAAAGGGGAAAGUUUCCCGCAGUGAAAUUCCUGGUCGUCCACUGGAAUUAUUUAUGUGCUCAGUACUGAAAAGACAAGGCUAUGGUGAAGGCUUCCGCUGGCUUGCUCAGUACAUUGACUGAAUGCAUACGAUAAUUUAAAUACUCAGAUUCUUGGCAGUUUAUUACAUUUCCCUUUCCUAUCGGAUAUCACUACAGAGGUGUCCUUUAUGGGAAUUGGCCAGUAGGGAAGGAGUAUCAUUUAUAAACCUGCAAUAACAGAUUACAGAACAGUGCAAAUGCAAAAAUAUCCAAAACGAAACUGACGAACGUGAUAGAACUGUACACUUUCUUUUGUUUUAAUACGUGGAGCCUACAGCACCAUUCUAUACGUAUCUUUUAAAUUCCAUACGAGUUCUGUAAAUUUUUGUCAUUCUACAAACCACAUCAUGGAAAUACUUGACAUGCUGAAAAACGAUAUAAACAUUUUGAUAAAUGAAAUAAACUAUUUAAGAACUUCAA
Messenger RNA from Ceratina calcarata, 1277 nucleotides. RefSeq names its product Secretion-associated Ras-related 1 (gene Sar1). Gene Ontology annotation, biological process: intracellular protein transport. The transcript has 6 exons. Bases 318 to 899 code for a protein of 193 amino acids. The record is from RefSeq and is a predicted model, not a curated record. Gene Ontology annotation, molecular function: GTP binding; GTPase activity. NCBI's taxonomy places the organism in Eukaryota, Metazoa, Arthropoda, Insecta, Hymenoptera, Apidae.